AACGGGGCGUGGCAGGGCUGACUCGCGGGCUGCUCGGGACUCCCUGCACCCCGGAACGCGGGGUCGGGGGGUCGGGAGGCGGCAGGGCGCGGGAGAUGGCGGCGCGAUGGAGCAGCGAGAACGUGGUGGUGGAGUUUCGUGACUCCCAGGCGACCGCCAUGUCCGUGGACUGUCUCGGGCAGCACGCAGUGCUUUCCGGCCGCAGAUUCCUCUACAUCGUUAAUCUCGAUGCCCCUUUUGAAGGUCACCGGAAGAUCUCUCGCCAGAGCAAGUGGGACAUUGGCGCCGUGCAGUGGAAUCCUCACGACAGCUUUGCACACUACUUUGCAGCUUCUAGUAACCAGCGGGUGGACCUGUAUAAGUGGAAGGACGGCAGCGGGGAGGUGGGCACCAGCCUCCAGGGCCACACUCGUGUCAUCAGCGACCUGGACUGGGCAGUGUUUGAGCCUGAUCUCCUGGUCACCAGCUCCGUGGACACCUACAUCUACAUUUGGGAUAUCAAAGACACCAGGAAACCUUCCGUCGCCCUGUCCGCCGUAGCGGGCGCCUCCCAGGUCAAGUGGAAUAAAAAAAACGCCAAUUGCCUGGCCACCAGUCAUGACGGUGACGUGCGCAUUUGGGACAAGCGGAAACCCAGCACGGCCGUAGAGUACCUCGCCGCCCACCUCUCCAAGAUCCAUGGCCUGGACUGGCACCCAGACAGCGAGCACAUCCUGGCAACCUCCAGCCAGGACAACUCUGUCAAGUUCUGGGAUUACCGCCAGCCCCGGAAAUACCUCAACAUCCUGCCUUGCCAGGUGCCCGUGUGGAAGGCCAGAUACACACCCUUCAGCAACGGGCUGGUGACGGUGAUGGUCCCCCAGCUGCGGAGAGAAAACAGCCUCCUCCUGUGGAACGUCUUUGACCUCAACACCCCGGUCCACACGUUCGUCGGGCACGAUGACGUGGUGCUGGAGUUCCAGUGGCGGAAGCAGAAGGAAGGCUCCAAGGACUAUCAGCUGGUCACAUGGUCCCGGGACCAGAGCUUGCGAAUGUGGCGCGUGGACUCGCAGAUGCAGAGGCUCUGCGCCAACGACAUCCUGGACAGCGUGGAGGACUUCAUCGAGAGCAUGUCCCUGCUGCCGGAGCCCGAGAAGCCCCUGCAGGCCCCAGACCCCGACCAGCAGCACAGCUCGGGCCACGGGGAGGAGGAAGCCUUGAAGGAAGACCCCCCAAGCAGCCUCCUAGAGGAGAAGAAAAGUGACCAGGCCGGCCUGUCGCAGACUCUGCAGCAGGAGUUCUCGCUCAUCAACGUGCAGAUCCGCAAUGUCAAUGUGCAGAUGGCCGCUGCCGACAGGAGCUGCACAGUGUCCGUGCACUGCAGCAACCAUCGCGUGAAGAUGCUGGUGAGGUUCCCUGCGCAGUACCCGAACAACGCUGCCCCGUCCUUCCAGUUCAUCAACCCCACCACCAUCACGGCCACCAUGAAAGCCAAGCUGCUGAAGAUCCUGAAGGACACGUCCCUGCAGAAGGUGAAGCGGAACCAGAGCUGCCUGGAGCCCUGCCUGCGCCAGCUGGUCUCCUGCCUGGAGUCCUUUGUGAACCAAGAAGACAGUGCUUCCAGCAACCCCUUCGCGCUCCCCAACUCCGUCACCCCACCCUUACCGACCUUCGCCCGGGUCACCACCGCCUAUGGGUCUUACCAGGACGCCAACAUCCCCUUUCCAAGGACAUCUGGGGCUCGGUUCUGUGGGGCAGGGUCCCUGGUAUACUUCACAAGGCCCAUGACAAUGCACCGAGCAGUGUCUCCGACGGAGCCUACUCCAAGGUCCCUCUCGGCCUUGUCUGCCUAUCACACUGGCUUGAUCGCGCCCAUGAAGAUCCGCACGGAGGCCCCCGGGAACCUGCGCCUGUACAGCGGCAGCCCCACCCGCAGCGAGAAGGAGCAGGUCUCCGUCAGCUCCUUCUACUACAAGGAGCGGAUGUCUCCACGCUCCGCCCGGCGGCGUUGGUCCAUACAAGCGGUCAGCGACUUCCCGAAAUCAAGGAGGUGGAAGAGUAAGCGUGAGGGGUCGGACUCCGGCAACCGCCCCAUCAAGGCUGCCGGCAAGGUGGUCAUCCAAGACAUUGCCUGCCUGCUUCCGGUUCACAAGUCGCUGGGAGAACUUUAUAUAUUGAAUGUGAAUGACAUUCAGGAGACCUGCCAGAAGAAUGCCACCUCUGCCUUGCUGGUGGGCAGGAAGGACCUUGUCCAGGUUUGGUCGCUGGCCACAGUCGCUACAGACCUUUGCCUUGGUCCGAAGUCUGACCCAGAUCUGGAGACACCCUGGGCGCGACAUCCGUUCGGGCGACAGCUGCUGGAGUCCCUGUUGGCUCAUUAUUGCCGCCUCCGGGACGUCCAGACGUUGGCGAUGCUCUGCAGUGUGUUUGAAGCCCAGUCUCGGCCUCAGGGAAUCCCCAACCCCUUCGGGCCCUUCCCCAGCCGCUCCUCUAACCUCGUGGUGUCACACAGUCGCUACCCCAGCUUUACGUCCUCUGGCUCCUGUUCGAGCAUGUCCGACCCAGGGCUCAACACCGGCGGCUGGAACAUAGCGGGCAGAGACACGGAGCACACAUCCUCCCCCUGGGGAGAGUCUUCGCCGGAAGAGAUCCGCUUCGGGAGCCUGACCUACAGUGACCCCCGCGAGCGGGAGCGUGACCAGCAUGACAAAAACAAAAGGCUGCUGGACCCCGCCAACACGCAGCAGUUUGACGACUUCAAGAAGUGCUACGGGGAGAUCCUGUACCGCUGGGGGCUUCGGGAGAAGCGCGCCGAAGUGCUGAAGUUCGUGUCCUGCCCACCUGACCCGCACAAAGGAAUCGAGUUCGGGGUGUACUGCAGCCACUGCCGCAGCGAGGUCCGGGGCACGCAGUGUGCCCUCUGCAAAGGCUUCACCUUCCAGUGCGUCAUCUGCCACGUGGCCGUGCGGGGCUCCUCCAAUUUCUGCCUGACCUGCGGCCACGGCGGCCACACCAGCCACAUGAUGGAGUGGUUUCGGACCCAGGAGGUGUGCCCAACCGGCUGUGGUUGCCACUGCCUGCUGGAAAGUACUUUCUGAACAUCCAGCACGGACGCUGCAGAGGCCUCCAGAGUCCCCUGGGUCCAGAGAAGGGCACCAGGCCCCAG
Sorex fumeus (smoky shrew) is the source of this 3145-nucleotide messenger RNA. RefSeq names its product WD repeat domain 59 (gene WDR59). Bases 96 to 3077 code for a protein of 993 amino acids. NCBI's taxonomy places the organism in Eukaryota, Metazoa, Chordata, Mammalia, Eulipotyphla, Soricidae. The record is from RefSeq and is a predicted model, not a curated record. The transcript has 27 exons. Gene Ontology annotation, molecular function: protein binding.